Molecule: messenger RNA, 872 nt
Organism: Penaeus vannamei (Pacific white shrimp)
Lineage: Eukaryota; Metazoa; Arthropoda; Malacostraca; Decapoda; Penaeidae
Source: RefSeq, a predicted model, not a curated record
UCGGUGGGUUCGAGUCCUUAAGGAUGGCUGGCGUCCGGAAGGGCACCCGGGAGUCCAGAGGAGAACCCAGUGGAUGGAGAGAGGAGGAAAUCGGUGCGUUCGAGUCCCUGAGGAUGGCUGGCGUCCGGAAGGGCACCCGGGAGUCCAGAGGUGAUCCCAGUGGAUGGAGAGAGGAGGAAAUCGGUGGGUUCGAGUCCUUAAGGAUGGCUGGCGUCCGGAAGGGCACCCGGGAGUCCAUGCGAGCGCCCAGUGGAUGGAGAGAGGAGGAAAUCGGUGCAUUCGAGUCCCUGAGGAAGGUUGGCAUCUGGAAGGGCACCCGGGAGUCCAGACGAGCGCCCAGUGGAUGGAGAGAGGAGGAAAUCGGUGCGUUUGGGUCCCUGAGGAAGGUUGGCGUCUGGAAGGGCACCCGGGAGUCCAGAGGAGCACCCAGCGAAUGGAGAGAGGAAGAAAUCGGUGCGUUCGAGUCCCUGGGGAAGGUUGGCGUCUGGAAGGGCACCCGGGAGUCCAGACGAGCACCCAGUGGACGUCUCCUGUGGGGCGAGGCAGAGGAAACAUCGAAGGGAGAUUUCGAAACGUAGUCCGGAUACCAUUACACGAAAUUCGCAUCGGAUAAGGAGUGUUCUUCUUGCUCAGGAUUGCUUGGUCCAUUUUAAUCAUGAAUCAAGGAGGUUCCGGGCACUGCAGCUGACCGCCGCUGCUUCCUCUGCUGCUGAGACUUCGCUGAGCAAGAAGACAAGGUAAGGACUGACCCGAUGUUUUGGUUCUUGGUUUGGGUCGGCACGUUCGUAUGUGGUAUGGGAGACUUUAUAUAUGUAUAUAUAUAUAUAUAUAUAUAUAUAUAUAUAUAUAUAUAUAUAUAUAUAUAUGUAUAU